GUUCUAACGCACGGUUUUCAGGGUUAUAUUGUGACUUUGAUUGAACACUGCAAAAAUUAAUUGAGGCUAUGCUUAUGACUCGGCCCUCCCCUCUCCCUGAGGGCAUCAGGCAUUGGGGUGUAAUGGGUUGCUAUAAAAGAAAUCAAGUUUAAACUUAAUUAAAAUAUGUAACGUUUAUUUGUAGGGGGGGGGUGUAUCAUAAUACUGACUUAAAUCGUUUCUCCAUAAUUACGAGACAGGAAUUCAUCUUGUAGUUAAAAAGAGAAUUGUUUAAUUGUUACCAUAGAACAGCUCUUUACUAGAAGAGUAUUUAGUAAUGAAUGGAAAAUCGUCUGAUCAAGAUGAAAGUCUCGUAAUUAUGAUCACAAAAUAACAAAAUAAAAUCUUAUGAUAUCGUGUUAAUUUUCUCUUAAUUCCGAGAUAGGAUCUCGUUAGUCCGAGAUGAUAUCGAUAUACAAUAAUAACUCAAUUAGAUAAAUUGGCACACUAGAUAUGAUUUUUGCAGGAAUCUUAGCAGAUAAGGAAUACAGAAUUAAUCUAUUACCUCUCCCUGAUCUUCUACAGAUUUAUGUAAGACAGGGUAGCAGAAUAUACGGUGAACACGUUCAUCUAAAUAUGGUUGACGUUACAGGUCGCAUUUGUUGCAAAAAUAUAUCAAAGCAUGUAAAAUAUACAUGUAUAGGAUUCUCCUUGAAAUAUUUUGUGGGUAUGAAUUCGAAAUUUAAGACACUAUUCGGAGGACAUCCCAUUUAGCAAACAUUUUGAAAAUUCGAGAAGAAACAUAUGUUACGCAAAUGGGAAUGAGCCAGGUAGAGCACAAUAGACUUUACUUGCAGGUAGACUAUAGGCUGUUUCUUAAAACACAACAGAUUUAUUUUUAUGAAUUCUAAACAGGUCACCAUAAGUUUAAUUACAUUGUAAUUAAUUGUAAAUAUGAAUAAUCUCGUUUUAGCCUGCAUUUUAGUUCCAAAUAAAUUGGAAUUUAUCUAUCUAUAAGCAUUAAUUUUAAAGUCGAUUACUUCAGUUUAUCAAAGCAGAUGCUCUAAUUACAAAAGAAUUAAUCCUCUAAAAAUUAACACUUAAUUAAAUGUCGAUUACUUCAUUUUCUUCAAAUAGACGCUAUGCUAUGAUAGAGAGAAAUAAAACUAUUGAAUAUUAGUUCUGCUCUCUUAAAGUUACGAGGAAAAUCAAUCUUAAGAUUUUUGUAAGUUUCUUUGUGAAAAGGGAAGAAAUCGUACAUUAUCUCUUACGAUGAUUAUUUAUCGUAAGGUUUCUUGUGAAAAGGACUACUGAUUAUUAUGAAUAAUACCUUUUAUUCUUAAAAAAAAAAAAAAAAAAAAAAGUUCGUUUAUACCCGUUUUGUUUUUAGUCUGAUUAUCAUUACGUUAUGAAAGAAGGUUGAUAAUUAGUCUUCGUAAUAGAAGAGAAUGCAAGGUCAUACAAAAUUUAUAUCAAUAAUUAGUCUUCAUAAUAUAAGUGAAUGCAAGGUCAUACAAAAUUUAUAUCAACAAUUAGUCUUCGUAAUAUAAGUGAAUGCAAGGUCAUACAAAAUUUAUAUCACUAAUUAGUCUUCGUAAUAUAAGUGAAUGCAAGGUCAAAUACAAAAUUUAUAUCACUAAUUAGUCUUCGUAAUAUAAGUGAAUGCAAGGUCAAAUACAAAAUUUAUAUCACUAAUUAGUCUUCGUAAUAUAAGUGAAUGCAAGGUCAAAUACAAAAUUUAUAUCAAGCACUAAAAUUAUCAAGGAUACGAACAAUUAGAUCGUAAAAUUUUCAGGACAACCUGUUAGAACAAAAGAAGACGAUAGGCAUCAGGUAACCAUGGAUAACAAAAGGUGCACAAAAAGUAGAAGCUACAGAUGUAUUCGGAGACUAGGCAAUCAAAAAUCAGAUGCAUCAGUAACAUUGAAAAGUCCCCUCCCUUUUCUUUUUCAUGAGGAGAGAUAUAUUAUUAAGGAGGCUUCGACACAACUGCAUUCAUAAUGAAGAUUUAUUCCGCUGCAAUGUCAUUGAGAGCCCUUUAUGUAUACGUGCGUUAGUAGAGGAUGACUUCUUUUUUCUUUUUUUUCAUGUAGUAGGGACAUGGAUUAUUUAACAAAAUAUUUAGUAUUGACAAACUUCAGAUAGUUCUGCUGUGGGGUGACGCUUCUCUCAGUAUAUUCUCUCUUAUUCACACAUUUAUUAAACAAAGUAAUCGAUUUAAUCAAUAAUCUAGUAAUAUAUCAAUACAUCAUAUAUAUUUAGAAUGUCUAAAACUGGCUAUCUCCUAGUAGAUUUAUACCUGAUCCCUUUGUAAUUAUAUUACAAUAAAAUACGUUCAAACCCAAAUAAAUGUAUUUACAAUGCAAACUCAAAGUGUUACUAUUGCAAUAUAUUUACUAGCGAGCGCGAGUGAGCUGAGAGAGAGAGAGAGGGGGGGGGGGUCAUAAUUUGGAUGUCUCUGUUUACAACGAGAUAGACCAUGACUGUACACACAAUACUCGAAAUAGAUUUGUACAAUUUAUAUGUCCUAGCAGCACACAUAUAACUUAUGUUCUGAAAUAACAGCCAAUCACAGAGCAUUUAAAUUUGUCAGUCUAAAUAUAGAACAGGGCAACACAUAUAUAUAUAAAACAUCAGGAGCGGUUUGCAGUAGUAUAUUAAACCGUUAGAAGACGACCCAGGGGAAAAUGCUCAUAGAAAUCGAAAUGGCAAAAGUCAGAAAGAAAUUAGUGAUAGUGGGAGAUGGUUCUACGGGUAAGACGUGUCUCUUGAUGGUGUUCAGUCGGGACCAGUUCCCCGAUGUCUACAUUCCUACCGUGUUUGAAACAUACGUUGCGGACAUCGAAGUGGACAAUAAGCAAGUGGAACUAGCCCUUUGGGACACGGCGGGGCAGGAGGACUAUGACAGGCUCCGCACGCUGUCCUACCCAGACACUGACGUCAUAUUGAUGUGUUACUCUGUAGAUAACCCCGACAGUCUGGUCAAUAUCCGCGAAAAGUGGACCCCCGUGGUCAAGCAUUUUUGUCCAAAUGUCCCCAUCGUUCUUGUGGCAAAUAAAACAGAUACACGAAAUGAUUCAGAAGUACUGAAAGAACUGGAGGUAGCGAAGAAGGGACCGGUGACAGUUAAGGAGGGACAGGCUAUUGCUGAUCAGAUUCGCGCUUUCGCAUUUAUGGAAUGUUCAGCGAAAAGACAGGAGGGAGUUCGAAAAGUGUUCGAGACGGCCACACGAGCGGCACUACAAGUUCGGAAGAAACGGAAAAUUCGAAAGUGUAAAAUUUUAUGACAAAAAACAAGUGUUUACAACUAUUGAGAACAGAAGACAAUAGGAAGAAACUGCAGCAAUUCUGUGAUAUUUUUAUAAAUAUAGAAUCCAUUAUGUUCAUCCUCACUGAUGUACAUGGUGCAAUGUCAUGAUUAAAUGCAUGUGUCACUUUUAUGCUUUUUAAAAUGUUAUUAUUUAAGUGGUAUGUUUUCUGAGUGACUGAGUAUUUAUUUAAGAAAGUAUGCACGCAUAUGUUUAUAUGUUAUGCAACAUUUGAUUUUGUGAGUGAAUAUUGUUUUAUAUAAACAUAACUAAAUACA
Molecule: messenger RNA, 3565 nt
Organism: Ostrea edulis (European flat oyster)
Lineage: Eukaryota; Metazoa; Mollusca; Bivalvia; Ostreida; Ostreidae
Product: ras-like GTP-binding protein Rho1
Exons: 1
Coding region: 2667-3266 (199 amino acids)
Biological process (GO): small GTPase-mediated signal transduction
Molecular function (GO): GTPase activity; GTP binding
Source: RefSeq, a predicted model, not a curated record